AUGGCCACCACAGCAAACGUUCCUACCAAACCACUUUCUAUUAUCCCCGCCGCCCUCACAAAGAAUGGAACAUUCUUUCGUAACCAAUACAUCAUCGUCUUCGACCCAUAUCUUUCGUCAAACCCAUUUCCUAUUCAUCCUGAUGAUGCUAUCCUUGCCGGCCUUAACAACUAUUGCGACUUCACUCUCCUUAACAACCUCCCUGCCGACUUCGAUAUCCAAUACGACACUAAACUGGACAAAUGGGUACAAUUAGUGAAUCCUCCACCCCACACGAACAUCAUCCUCAUUGAGACCAUGAGGAAUAUCACCUCUCGACUUAUCUAUAAAGUCAUCAUGGAAGCCAGUAACAUUCCCAUAUCGUCUAGCGAUCUUAUUUUUCAUCCUCGCCUCGGAGUAGGGAUCGCUCAGGGAAUUAUCAACCAACUAGGUCAUUAUCUUCAGAUAUUGAUUUCUUUUCGCAACCAUGGAGAUACGGGAGGAUUAGUAACUUUUGUGGCGGUAUGGGUCCAUUAUACUCGUGUUUCCAUUCAUACUGGUGCGCUUGAGUUCAUACAGAAUAGUAUGAAUGGACCGGUAACAGACUUCGACUUAAUUAAUGAUUUGCUUAUUAGGUUAACUGAUACUAAGUACCAAGUAGACGUAGUAUUUACUACUAUGAUGAGUACUUAG
Pleurotus ostreatus (oyster mushroom) is the source of this 672-nucleotide messenger RNA. RefSeq lists its product as uncharacterized. NCBI's taxonomy places the organism in Eukaryota, Fungi, Basidiomycota, Agaricomycetes, Agaricales, Pleurotaceae. The transcript has a single exon. Bases 1 to 672 code for a protein of 223 amino acids. The record is from RefSeq and is a predicted model, not a curated record.